UGUGUGCGGUGGGAGGGGGAAAAAUGGCCGCUUGCGGAGCGACACUCGGAAUGAUGAGUGACAACAACGCGAACACAACCCCUUCAAAAUGUGACAGCUGACCCGAACCGACACCAGCACACACACCGGUUUCCGAACGGAUGGGUAUCGCGGCCGGUGGCGGGGGAGGUCCGGAAUGACAGUGUUUGUGUUCAAGUUGUAAUUUGUGGGAAAUAGGUGAAUUAGCUAGCCUGCUAAUGUUAGCCGCGCGCUAAACUGGGACUGAACGAACCAAAACAAGAUCCACGAAAACAUACCACAGCAGCAGCAUUAUCCCUGCUAGGAUGAGCGGACCGGGUCAAGACAGCGAGUCAGAGGCCAAAGUGCUUCAUAUUAAACGGCUGUAUAGGGCUGUUGUGGAAACGGUGCAUAAGUUGGAUACUAUAAUCAGCGGCAAGUCAUCAUAUAGGGAGGUCUUCAAACCUGAGAAUAUCAGUUUGAGGAACAAAUUGCGUGAACUUUGUGUAAAGCUGAUGUUUCUGCACCCUGUGGACUAUGGACGCAAGGCAGAAGAGCUGCUGUGGAGGAAGGUCUACUAUGAGGUCAUUCAGGUCAUCAAGACCAACAAGAAGCAUAUUCACAGCCGCAGUGCUCUGGAGUGUGCCUACAGGACCCAUCUGAUCGCUGGGGUGGGCUUCUUUCAACACCUGCUGCUCUACAUCCAGUCACACUAUCAGCUGGAGCUACAGGACUGCAUCGACUGGACACACGUCACCGACCCACUCAUCGGUCGUAAGAAACCAGUCUCAGCCACCCCUAAAGAGAUGGAGUGGGCCCAGAUGGCAUGUCACAGAUGCCUUGUGUACUUGGGAGAUCUUGCGCGGUACCAAAACGAACUGGCGGGAGUGGAGGCAGAGCAGCUGGCGGAGCGCUUCUAUCACCAGGCCCUGUCUGUCGCACCUCACGUCGGCAUGCCGUUUAAUCAGCUGGGUACACUUGCUGGAAGUACAUUUUAUAAUGUGGAGGCUACUUACUACUACUUGCGCUGUAUUCAGUCAGAGACUCCCUUCGAUGGUGCUUAUGGGAAUUUAAAGCGUCUGUUUGACAAGGCAGCCAAGAUGUACCACCAGGUGAAGAAACAAGAGAUGAAGAAACUGUCACCAUCACGCCAGAGGUCAAAAGACAUCAAAAGACUGCUGGUGAGCUUCAUGUAUUUGCAGAGUCUGCUGCAGCCCAAGAACAGUCUGAUGGAGACGGAGCUGACAUCACUGUGCCAGUCUGUGCUGGAAGACUUUAACCUGGUGCUGUUCUACCUCCCCCUUCCUGCUCACGGCAGCCAGUCAGCCAGUGAGGAGGAGGAAGAGCACGACUCCGUCUGUUCUGUGCUUCCUGACAGCCUCAUAUUCAAGAUGGUGGUGACUUGCCUUAUGGUGGUGCACAGUUUGAAGAGAGGGGCUUCAAAGCAGUACAGUGCCUCCAUCGCUUUCACGUUGGCUCUGUUCUCCCAUUUGGUCAAUCAUGUCAACAUUCGACUGCAAGCUGAACUGGAGGAGGGUGAGAGUGAUGUCCCACCCCUGCGCACUCAUAACACUGGUACAGACGACGGUGAUGCCAGAGAUCAUGGUAGUGCUGCUCUAUCAGAGGAGAGAAAACUGCAGAACGGCUCCCUAGAGGAAGAUGAUGAAGAGCUGGACGAGGAGAAGAAAAAUGAGGAAGACGAGCCUAAGGGGAACGGAAGGACACCGGGGACAAAGAAUAGCCUGGAGAAGAAAAGAUCAGCUGAGGAAAAGCAAAAACAGAAGCGGAAGUUCUCACGGCUCUCGAUGCUUCGCCGCAGACGCUGCGCUCAUAAGGAGGACGAGAGCGACCUGAGCGAGGGAUUUGAGAGUGACGAAGAAGAGAGUGGGGAAGGCAGGGGUCCAGUCGACGGUCUGGAAUCUGCUAGGGUCCAGAUAAACUCUUUAGGAAGAGAAGGGCGGAGGGGACCACUGCCAGAGGAUGGCAGCUGGGAAAGCGGUUCGGAGGAUGAGGGCGGCACAGCUUUUGACGUCGAGACGGACUCCGACAUGAACAGUCAGGAAUCUCGUUCGGACCUUGAAGACAUGGAGGAUGCCGAGAAUGUGCCACAACAACAGCAGCAACAAGAGGAAGAUGAGCAACCGCAACCGUCUAGGGAGGAAAACUCUACACCUCCAGUAACCAAUGGCCCGUCAGUGUCUAAUGACACCAGCAUCAGCAGUAACCUGCAGGCCAUGUCCUCCCAGCUCUUCCAAGCCAAACGCUGCUUUCGACUCGCCCCCACCUUUAGCAAUGUACUGCUCCGCCCUGCAGCUCCCACUAACCCCAUCCCAGACUCAAACCCUGCCCCAGUCCAAGAAGCCACACCUCCUACUGGAGAAAUACCAAGAAGCAUGAGUCCAGAUAUUGCUAAUGGAACCAAUGACAAUGAUCCUGACUCUGAAUCGGAGGGCAGUGAGCACAGCAACCAUUCGCUUCACAGUGAGAAAACUCUUUCUGAGCGACUGGAGAUUCUGACAAAUCAGGGUCUCAUCCAGGUGGUGAAGGUUUUCUUGGAUUGGCUGAGGACAAACACUGAUAUCAUCCUCAUGUGCGCUCAGAGUUCUCAGAGCCUGUGGAACAGACUCUCAGUGCUGCUUAAUUUGCUUCCUGUGGGCAGCAAGAUGUUAGAAACUGAUUUAGGUCUGAAUAAGCAUGUAACAGACCUGCUGAAUGAGUGUGAGCAGCCCGGUUUGGUCCAGACACUGCUCUUGCCAGAGGAUCUGGCCCUCCGCCACCUCCCUGCCCUCAGCGUAGCCCAUCGACGCCUGGACUUCACAGGCCAGAGACCCCCUCUUACCCCUCUGGAUGAGUGUGUGGUGCGUGUGAGCUGCAUUCGCAGCUUUGGUCACUUCCUCACAAAUCUCCAAUGUAACGUGUUACACUUCAACCCGGAGGCGGGCAUCUUCACCAGCAUCAGCCAAUCAGAGCAGGACAACCUGGUUCAGCAGGCCAAGGCCCAGUUCCGCAUGGCGGAGGAGGAAGCUCGCAGAAACCGGCUCAUGAGAGAUAUGGCCCAGCUGCGCCUACAGUUGGAGGUCUCUCAGCUGGAGGGCAGUCUGCAGCAGCCCAAAGCCCAGUCCUCCAUGUCUCCUUAUCUGGUGCCAGAUACCACAGUUCUCUGCCAGCAUCUGGGGCUGCUCAGACAGCUGGCUGCCAGCGGCUGCUUCAUCAUCAUCAUCCCUCGCACAGUGAUUGAUGGUCUGGAUUUGCUGAAGAAAGAGAAUUCUGGAGCGAGAGAUGGAAUCCGGUUCCUUGAGACAGAGUUUCGGAAGGGGAACAGGUACAUCCGCUGCCAGAAAGAGUCAGGAAGAAGCUUUGAGAGAGACAAAUUAAAACGACAGGACAUUGAAGCCUGGCACCUGUAUAAGAUGGUGGACAGCUGUCGCCAGCUGACGGGAUCUCAGAGCAGUGGAGAUGAAGACACCGCUGGUAUGGUGACCAUCCUGACAGGACACUCACUAGAGGAGCUGACUGAAAGAUCAGCUUCCAUGAAGGCAGCUGUCCAGGCGGUGGCAGCAGCAGGCAUGGAGCUAAAGAGCAUCACUGACUUCUGCAGGCAGUGGAAAGAAAUGGGCUGAGAGGCUCGGC
This is a messenger RNA of Carassius carassius (crucian carp), 3627 nucleotides long. Its product is annotated as nonsense-mediated mRNA decay factor SMG5. The transcript has 22 exons. The record is from RefSeq and is a predicted model, not a curated record. Gene Ontology annotation, cellular component: telomerase holoenzyme complex. The coding region runs from base 324 to 3617 and encodes 1097 amino acids. Gene Ontology annotation, biological process: nuclear-transcribed mRNA catabolic process, nonsense-mediated decay. NCBI's taxonomy places the organism in Eukaryota, Metazoa, Chordata, Actinopteri, Cypriniformes, Cyprinidae. Gene Ontology annotation, molecular function: telomeric repeat DNA binding; telomerase RNA binding; protein binding.